Messenger RNA from Rotaria sp. Silwood2, 498 nucleotides. Lineage: Eukaryota; Metazoa; Rotifera; Eurotatoria; Philodinida; Philodinidae. The record is from the annotation of a GenBank genome assembly.
AUGGAUGGAAAUUACGGGAUUCUAUGUAAUAGUAGCAUGGAUACAUAUGGUUAUUUAUACAAUAAUACUUUUGAUCCUGCUUAUCCAACUAUGAAUAUCUUAGCAAUAGAUGAUGAUAGUGGUGGCUAUUACCAAUUUAUGUUCACAAUAGUCCUUCAAACUUUAUCCCAAUACAUAUUGGUUGUAACAACAUUUAAUAAAAAUGUCACAGGUCCAUUUACAAUCACUGCAGUCGGUUUGGCAUCGGUUGAAUUUUCUCGAAUCAAUAUAUCAAGUGGCUCAACAACUACGAUGACUACCUCAACUACAACAUCCAUUGGUUGGACAAAUACUACAACCACAACAGCUAUUGGUAUAAUAAAUACUACGAGAACAACAACAAUCGGUCAGACAAAUAGUAUAACCACAACAACUAUUGGUAUGACAAAUGCUACCAGGACAACAACCAUUGGUAAGAUAAGCAGUAGCAGUAACGAUGAUGUUGCAAUAGAAAUUUAG